UUCAAUGUAAUUAUUUUGUUGCAGAUGAACCGACGCGUUCCUUGAGUGGUCUCAUCUUGAAGAAUAAUGUAAAAGCACAUUUUCACAACUUUCCAAAUGGGGUAACUGACUUCAUUAAAAGUGAAUGUCUGAACAACAUUGGUGAUUCCUCCCCCUUAAUUAGAGCUACUGUAGGCAUUCUGAUAACAACCAUUACUUCAAAAGGGGAAUUACAGAAUUGGCCUGAACUCUUACCAAAGCUUUGCAGCCUGUUGGAUUCUGAAGAUUACAAUACCUGUGAGGGUGCAUUUGGUGCUCUUCAGAAGAUAUGUGAAGAUUCCGCUGAAAUUUUAGAUAGUGAUGCAUUGGACCGACCACUCAAUAUCAUGAUACCUAAAUUCUUGCAGUUCUUCAAACACAGCAGUCCAAAAAUAAGGUCUCAUGCUGUUGCAUGCGUCAAUCAGUUUAUCAUCAGCAGAACUCAAGCGCUUAUGUUGCACAUAGAUUCUUUUAUUGAGAAUCUUUUUGCACUGUCUGGUGACGAGGAUCCUGAAGUACGUAAAAAUGUUUGCCGUGCUCUGGUAAUGUUGCUGGAAGUUCGAAUGGAUCGCCUGCUUCCUCAUAUGAUUAGUAUAAUUGAUUAUAUGCUUCAAAGGACCCAGGACCAAGAUGAAAAUGUGGCUUUGGAGGCUUGUGAAUUUUGGCUGACUUUGGCUGACCAGCCAAUUUGUAAAGAUGUAUUAUGUCGGCAUCUUACUAAGUAAGUAUUAGGAAUUAAAACUCCUAGUUAAUUUGAAAUAGUCAUCUUUAAACUUCAGUUGACUUGUUCCUGGUUACUCUUAUGGAGACUGUAUCUAACUUCUUGUAUGCUUAGAAGGAGUUUUCUGUAGCUAGUUCUUGUACACAAAGGUCACUGAGAAGACUUUGAAGGAUUUCAGAGUUGGCUCCAGAAGCAACCUGUGUCCUUUGCCUCAUCAAGUAUAUCCAGGUCCCUGAGCGAAAGCAAUGCCACAAGUGGUUUUGUCUUUAUCUGAAGCAGGAAUAACCCAGACUAUCUUCCCUAGCAGAUUCUUUACGCGCACCACAGGAACUUUAUGCCCCUCUGCAUUACGUAAAAAUUCUGCUUGGGCUGUGCCAGCCCUGUUGGCAGAUUCCCUAUUGUUUACCAACCAGGUGGCCUUUGUUAAAUGUGUAUCCCAGUGUUUGAAAGUCCCACCAUCCA
This is a messenger RNA of Neopsephotus bourkii (Bourke's parrot), 1201 nucleotides long. Its product is annotated as transportin-1-like. Gene Ontology annotation, biological process: protein import into nucleus. The record is from RefSeq and is a predicted model, not a curated record. Bases 366 to 743 code for a protein of 125 amino acids. The transcript has 6 exons. Gene Ontology annotation, molecular function: nuclear import signal receptor activity. Lineage: Eukaryota; Metazoa; Chordata; Aves; Psittaciformes; Psittacidae. Gene Ontology annotation, cellular component: nucleus; cytoplasm.